Aspergillus glaucus CBS 516.65 is the source of this 1307-nucleotide messenger RNA. RefSeq names its product F-box protein. The record is from RefSeq and is a predicted model, not a curated record. NCBI's taxonomy places the organism in Eukaryota, Fungi, Ascomycota, Eurotiomycetes, Eurotiales, Aspergillaceae. Gene Ontology annotation, molecular function: protein binding. The coding region runs from base 332 to 1195 and encodes 287 amino acids. The transcript has 3 exons.
AUCCAGACAACUUUGUUAGAUGAUAUCCUGAGCAAAAAAAGAAUAUGAAGCUUCGGGGGUGCAGGGUCGGGUAUAUAGGCAGACGGAUAUAUAUUAGGAAUUGACGGGCAGAGUCAGCUACGGGUCAGGCAAUCUACAGGUACAUAGACAAGACGCAGCUCGAAGAGCUGCGACAGGAUCAGCUUCAGUGAGGAGAGAUAUCUGAAAUGGGAAUCGGGGGCUGGAGGUCCAGAGUCGAUUAUCCGCGGCUAGCGAGAGCUACUCUUCACCAGAUACACUUAUUUCGAAUCAGUUUGCUUACUGAGGCAAGAUAUUUAGUAUUGCCUUCAUCAUGGACAUUCCGAUUGAAUUGAUCGUUUAUGUUUUUGCCAACAUUUCCCCCCCUGAUGUCCUCAGCCUUGCCGCGACCUGCAGGAAACAUUGUGAUGUCUGGCAGCAACACACAAACACCAUCUACAAUCUCAUUAGCCACACCAUCCAAUGCGAACAUGAUGCAAGGAGACUCCUGGCUGAUCAAGGGAUCCUACCAGUUGAGUCUGCCAUGACAGUUCCAGGUUUCCUGCAACUCCGUCGGAAUGCCCAUGUCAUUGAAAAGAUUGUUGAUAAAUUUGGCUAUAAGUUUAUAGUUCCUAUCUGUUGUCAUUUAGUUGACCCAGUGGAUUAUGGGUUCUAUGGUGGCGGGCCGCGGCCACCAUACUUGACACCCACUGAGCGCCCUCGUUUCAUCCGCAUUGUGUACAGAAUCUGGGAAUUAUUCCUUCUUAGCUCAGAUGCAAGACAUCAAAGACUGAAGAGCUAUAAGAUGAAAGACCUGCUCUCUCUUGAGGAUAUAGGUCCUGGCUAUGAACCUCAACCAAUUGACGUCAUCACAUCAGUAAUUAUGGCUGAGGAGGAACAGCCUAAUGGGAUAGGCUUGGCAAUACCAAAAAUUGAUUACAAAAUAUAUGUUGAUGAAAUUUUGAACAAGGUACGAGAUGCAAUUGACCAUGCCUCUCAAUAUGCAUAUGGUUGCUCUUACCAAGAAUUUCAUGGAUGGGAUGAAGGCGGAUGGUGGAGGGGACCAAUUUCUCUUGUUGAUGACUGUCAUCCUAUAUUCAAAGAUAUACUGAUAAAUGCUGAAGACACAAUUGGAGAGCGCUGGGUCCCGGUGGACGAGGUCUGGUAUGAUACAUCGGACGGAGAGAUCAUGGAUUAAAUUGGGUGAAACCCGAUUUCGUGGUCACUAUCGAAUUCACCAUAUAUGUGCUGAGAUAUCCCGUCUAUUAUACACAUGAAAAAAAAAUAUAUAACCCCCAAAACUCGCUCAA